This is a messenger RNA of Schistosoma spindalis, 4605 nucleotides long. Lineage: Eukaryota; Metazoa; Platyhelminthes; Trematoda; Strigeidida; Schistosomatidae. The record is from the annotation of a GenBank genome assembly.
CUUCCGAAUACCGAACCAACAGAAAUUGAAGAUGUAAUGAAAAUCAUCCAGGUAAUAAAUAAAUAAUCAUAUAACAACUAUAAGUGUUCUUUGUCAUGGAUAUGAAUUUCAAACAGUACUAUCAACCAACUAACUUAACUACUGAUAUUCAUAACACAAACGAUAGUAAUCAAUAUACAGAAAAUGAGCAAACAGAAUUCGACAAGUCAAGUACAAACGUGAUCGUUUCAAAUCAUAUUAAAGAAUAUGUUCCUAGUACUAUAAUUUCUUCAACUGUAUCUAGUUCACCUACUAUUCCUAAUCAAACCUGUAAUAGUAAAUAUGAUACUAUUAAUAAUAACACAGUAACUAAAAUGACAACGGUUACAAAUUUUCCACGUAAUACUACAGCAAAUCCAAUUUUCAAUUUUUGGCGUAAUUCAACAAGACGUUCAGGGAAUUGGGGCAGUCGUACUGGUACAAAAAAAUCAUUUGUAUGGAAAUAUUUUUUUCAUCCUGAGUUACAUUUGGGUACUAAAGAUUUAACUCAUACACAAUGUAUUCUAUGUGAUAGUUUACUAGCAUUUAAUAAUUCCGGUACAACAACCACUAUGUUAAAUCAUUUAAAAAGUCGUCAUGGUGAAAUUGUUCAACAAGAAUAUCAGCAAUCUAAAAAAUCACGUUGUGGUUUAAUGACAUUAAAAGAAAUGAACAAAAUGACUAAAUUAAAUUAUAAUUUAACAAAUAAUAAUACAAAAUUAAUUGACUGGUCAAAUAAUUUGAUUACAUCAACAUCAGAAUCAUUAAAAUCAUCAUCAUCUGGACCACCAGUACCAAUGACACUAUCCUACACAAAUGAACACAAUAAUCCAACUUUAUUAUCAAGGCGUACACAUCGUGGACGUCCACCUGGUUCAUAUAGACAUUUUGAUUAUUCAAUGGUAAAUCAUAAAUUCAACCAAAUUAAUAACAAUAAUAACUAUUCAAUGAAAAUUCAUAAUUCCAGUAUCAAUAAAUGUGGAGAAAAAGAAGUAAUCAAAGAAAACGAAGAAAUAACACAAUUACAAACACAAAUUAAGGUUAACACUUGUAGCCCAUCAUACAGAUUAGGUAAUGAAAAGUGUACAAAUUCAUCCAAUUUCCUAUGGUCAAUACCAAAUAUGUUUACUUCACUAAAUAAUACACAAUUAUAUAAUACUACAUUACCAUUAAUAAAUAAUGAAUUAAUAAAUUCCAAUGAUAAUAUUAUCAAUCAACCAAUAGUAUCUUCAUCUAAUUUAAACAAUCAUCAUCAUAACCAUCAGAAUAAUAAUAAUAAUAAUAAUAAUAAUAAUAAUAAUAAUAAUAAUAUACAAACAUCAAAUUUAUCUAAUGAAUUAUUUAAUGAAUUAUUUAAUUCAAUAAAUCCUAUAUCAAAUAUACAAUUGAAUUUAACAAAAUUAACUAAUUUAUAUAUAAAUGAAUAUUAUAAACAUAUUAAUCAACAAUUAUUAAUCAAUAAAAAUAAUAAUGAAAUAUUUAAUCAGUCAAUAUUUAAUAAUUAUUUAAAUUCAUUAAAUUUAUCUAUAAAUGAUACAUUAGAACAACAAAAUUUUAUUAAUAAUAAUAAUGAAUUACAAUUGAAUAAAUUGAAUAUAAAUAUCAAUCCAUUACCUAUAACAAAUUUCUCGAUCAAAACUUACCAACCAUUAUUAAUCGAUACAAAUGAACCACUUGAUCUAAGUUUAUCUACAUAUAAACAAAAAAUUGAACAAGAAAAAUUAGAAAAUAUUUUAUAUUUAAAAUCUUAUAAUAAUAAUAAUAAUCAUUCUCCAAUAUUAAUGAAUAGUACAGAUAAUAAUAAUAAUUGUAAUGAUAAUAAUAAUAGUAAUAGUAAUGAAGACUGGAAUUAUAAUUCAGCUUUUACAAAAGUUACAAACCUUAAAGAAUCAUUAUCAAAAUCUCCAAAACAAUCAUUAAAUAAUUCAAUAAUGAAGAAUGAAAAUGUAGAAAUUCAAAAAAAUUGUACAAGUACAAAUACAAUACAUAAUGAAAUCAAUACUGAUCCGACUAGUGAGAAUACUGGGUACAACAAAUCAUCUUCAGUAAUUUCACUGGAUAAUGAAUCAAUUAACCAGCAUCAAGGUGUAGAAGAAUUUCAACUGCUGAAUCAGAAAACCGAUGAACCAAUUCCUUCUUCAACUCCUUACUUUGUCAACAACUAUCCACUGUCUUGCUUUUCUCCAUCAUGCGAGGAAUUUCAUUAUCGUCUAGCUUACUUUUUAAUACGUGAUUUUCAUCCACCAGGAAUACUGGAGGAAGAAGGAUUCAAGAUAUUAAUUGGAAUAUUAUGGAAUAAAUUUCAAAAAAUCGAUAAAGAUAUGAAUUAUAAUGUUCAAUAUAAUUUCUUACCAUCAUCAAAAUUAAUGGAAAAUCAAAUAUUAAAUAAUUUAUAUAAUCAAUUAAAAUUUAACAUCGAUAAUAAAAUUAAAAAAUUAAUUACAUUACAACAAACAAUAGAAAAUCAUUUAUUGAUUUUACCACAAAUCACUAUAUCAUUAAAAUUUUGGUCAUUAAAUCCAGAGAAUAAUAAUAAAUUUAAUAAUGAUAAUUUAUUCUUUGAAUAUGUUGAUAUUGAAUUAAAUUUCUUUGUAAAUUCUCAAUAUAUUUCUAAAUAUAAUCAUAUUUUCUAUGGUACUUAUGAGAUAAAUAAAAUACAGACAUUAAACGAAAUAUUAAAACCUUGUUGGAAUUCGAUUUACUCACAAUUCAACACAAACUAUGAUUAUAUUUUAUCCGAAUGGCCUAUUAUUAUAUUAACCAAUUGUUUAGAAUAUACUUUAAAUGCAUUCAAAGAAUCUUGUCCAAUUUCCAAUUAUCUUAUAUUACCAUAUUUCAAUGUUUACAUGAAGAAUGCUGUACAGCGUGCAUUAUGUAUACCAGAAAUUAAUGAAGUUCUAACAAACUACCGGAAAUCACUUCAAACACUUGAUGAAAAUGUUCAACAGAUGGAGGACUUAUCUUCAGAAUCAAAUCUCAAAAGUCAAUCAAAUGAUCAAAUCAACAUAAAUGAAUCUUUAUCAGAUAUCUUAAAUUUAAUCACUCGUAUAAUUCCUAACAUGGAUCGAUUACCUCAUUUCACCGACGUAGACAUGAACCUGAUUAACCGAAUUUUUAAAUCGAUUGAAAUUGUGCAAGAGAUUGAAAAGCUAUGUAAAACCAAUUAUUCACAUUUUACUGUAUCAAUGAUAUUACCAAUAUUAAAAAAUUUAUAUUCAAUAAAUAUUGAAAAAAUAAAUGAUAAUUUAUCAAAUCAUUUUUAUACUACUAUAAUAACAUAUUUAAAAACAAUUUUUAAUGAGAAUAAUAUAUUGGAAGAAUUUCUUUAUAUUUCAACAUUUCUUGAUCCACGUUUUAAGAAUUCAAUUAAUCAAAAUGAUUAUGAACAUAUUCUACAUAGAUUACAAAUAAAAAUAACAUUACUUGAUGAUUAUGUUGAAAAAAUGGGAUUACAUCGUAAAAUAAGUUAUAUGGAUGAAUUUCAAUAUGCAAUUAAUGAUUAUUUAAAUGAAAAACCAAUUAAUAUUAAUGUGAAUCCUAUCCAAUGGUGGAAUGAUCAAUGUGAUAAAUCAGAAAAAUAUUGUAUUUUAAAAAUUUUAGCUUUAUAUUAUUUAACGAUUCCAUUAAAUAUAUUAAAUAAUAAUAAUAAUAAUAAUAAUAAUAAUACAAAUAUAGAUGAUAUCAGUAGUCCCCCUUCUGAUAUCAGUUGUCCUUCUUCUGAUAUCAGUAGUAAUUAUACUCAACAACAAAAUAUAAAUAAACUUAUAGAACAAUUUGAAAAUUCUUUUCAAAAUGAAAAUAAUUCAAUACAAAUUAAUACCAGUAAAACUAUUAAUGUUGAAAAGAAUAUAUUACAAGAUAAUCAUAUUUCCACUGUAAUAUCUACUGAUUAUUGUAAAUUAAAUCAUUCAUUAAAUUUAUGGACUAGAGUUGGAACUAAAUUUAUUCCAAUUUAUCGAUUUUUAAGAAAAAAUUGGAAAUUUUCUGAAAAGUUUGAACAUACGGAUGAGGAUAUUAAUAUCUGAACUACUCAAAUGAAAAUAAUUCGAUUAACUUAUCAAGAGUUAUUCAAUUAUACAAUCAAAAUAAUAUUUGAAAAUAAAAUGUCUUUUGUUCUUUUCAAUGGAUGAAAAUCAAUUUCUAGUCUUUAUCUUGUAGUCGAUUCAAUUAUAAUUCUUAUAAUACAACACAUAAUAGUUAAAACUAAAUAUGAUUAUCAAGUCAGUCUGAAAAUUAUGGAAAUAAAAUCAUUGAACAUCAUCAUCAACGACAACAAAAAGAAAACAAAAAAGAGAAGAAGAAAAACAACCUUAAAAAUUUACAGCAUGAAAAAUUUACAAUGGGAAUUACAUGUCAUAGCUUACAUAUUUCUUCUUAAUGUAAUUUUCUAGUUUUCAUUCAAUAAUUUAGUCUUUCUAAUACUUUUCUUUUUCUUUCUUUUGUUUUUUUAGAUUCGAUUUUAAUUUGUAAAAAUUAUGAAAAAAAAAUUUUAAUUGUUUAUUUUUAUCUUUUUCUUUUUUAAUAUUUAAGUUGACUUAUAAUGAAUUAAUCAUUGUCGUAAAACAAAAAAGUAAACUGUAGAUUUAC